Molecule: messenger RNA, 2046 nt
Organism: Thelazia callipaeda (thelaziosis nematode)
Lineage: Eukaryota; Metazoa; Nematoda; Chromadorea; Rhabditida; Thelaziidae
Source: the annotation of a GenBank genome assembly
AUGACAGACAUUGAAGAUGCAAAUCAAGAGAAUAUGAGAGCGAAUCACGAACGAGACAACGCUCUUUUACUAACAUGUGCGAGGCGUAAGAAAAGCAUGAAAAAAUACGAAGAAGAAUUAAUAUCUAAUGGUUUGUUUUCUGUUCGGUUCAAGCCAAAAUUUAUAGUUGCAGAAAAUACGUCGUUAUCUGUCCACAGAAAGGAAUUGUUAAAACUUGCUGAAAAAGAUCCAGGAUUUUAUAAGUUCUUGAAAGAAGAAGAAUCCGACUUAUUAGCCUUCAGAGACUUAGAAUCAGGCUCUGAUAAAGAUUCGGACAGUGAAGUAAACAAGGAAGAAAAACGAUUUUUUGAAGAAAAAAACCUGCUAAAGGGUAAUGUGGGUCGGAAAAUUAUUGAUCAAAGCUUUGUAGAAAAUUUGCAGAAUUGUUUACUGGAGACGAGUCGACCAAAAUUAUCAUUGCUUCGUGAAGUAGUAGCAGCGUUUACUGCAUGUGUAGCGCGAGUUGGAGCUAAUAUUGAACUUCCGAAUUACAUAGUCAACGAUUCUGAUGUUUUCGAGAGCAUCAUUCGAUUGUGUUUUUCAUAUUUGGGCAAGUGUCUGCACAUGUUGAUUGGUGAAAUUAGAACUGAACCAAGUGAAGGAGCUACUGAUUUAAGGUUUAGGCAAGUUGGAAGGCUUAAGGGCAGACAGUACAAACGCUGGAAGAAAUACAGUAGCUUAUUAAAGAGCUAUUUUCAUGCUCUUACGCUGUUCUUGAAUGAAAUCCAAACACCAGAUGUCAUUGUAUGUACAUUGCGUGCAAUCACCGAUCUGCUUGAGCUCUACAUUAAAUUUCCAAAACUUAUUCGCAAUUUAACAAAAAUACUAGUGAGAAUUUGGAGUCGUCGGACACUUGAAUGUCGUUGUGCAGCUUUCUUUGCUGUAUACAAAUUAGUCAGGAUAUCUAAGAGUACUUUCUCAUCAGUAAUCAAGAGCUUUUAUUUUGGUUAUGUGACCAGUGCUCGAGAUGUCAGCGCUGAAUCAUGGUGUUUAGUUGCAUUUAUGCAAAAAUCUUUUGCCGAAUUAUGUUUGGUAUAUCCAGAAGUAUCAUAUCAAUAUACAUUUGUAUACAUUAGACAAACUGCUAUUCAUCUUAGAAAUGCAGUGAUAGCGAAACGUAAAGUUAGUGGUCUUCUUGGUUUGGCUCUUAGUUGUCAUGCUAGGGAUAAAGUCAAGUAUUCAUUCAAACUUUUGAAAACCGACCUUAUCCAAACUGUUUAUAAUUGGCAGUUUAUAAGGUGUUUGUAUCUGUGGACCCAAGUGAUUGGUAAAGCUCAUCGUCUUCGUAUUUCCAGUGCGGACGGUAACAUUGGUGGAUUAGAAGAACUUGCUUAUCCAUUAUGUCAGAUAACGAUCUCUUUAAUGAAGCUUUUCCCAUCCAUAAAGUAUCUUGCUUUACGACUGCACUGUCUUCGAAUAUUACUGAUUAUGCAGCACAAUUGUGAAUUAUAUGUCCCGACACUAGCUCUUGCUACUGAGUUGCUCACUGACGUACUUCUGUUGUCAAAAAAGAAGCCUACAAAAGGACAAGGAACUCAUAAAAACAUUGAUAUGAAAUGUUUUCUGAAGAUUUCUACAGCCCAUCUUGAUGAUGUUGGAUUUAGGCAAGCAGCCUUGGAAGAAUUAUUCAGCAUACAGCUUGAGGCUGCUCAUGCUAUACAAGAAAACUGUGCAUUUGCAGACAUUAUCGUUCCUGUAAAUCAAAAGAUAAGGGAAUUCGUCAAAAGUUGCCGUAACGUGGAAUUCUCACGACUUUUUAGAUCACUAGAGAUUAAACUGAAAGAGCAAUCAAUUUAUACGAGAAAAAUUAUAGAUAGCACAGAUGUGGAUCUCAGGAAUGAAGCAUUGAUGAAACAUUUAGGGCGACGAUUCAAAACUACAGAUGCUCCUCUGACCAGGUUUUAUAACUCAUGGCAAAACAUUUGGAAGUUAAAGCAAAGUAAUGCAUCAAAUGCGGUAAUCUUUUCUUCGAUCUAUAUGUCUAUUCCCACGUAUUCAAAUCAUUAG